UGGCGACCGCGAGCUUGCAGCGUCCGCCUCCCAGUGCAGCCUUCCGCCGGCAUGGAAGCGGCUGCAGGCGGCUCAGCAGACGUGCUGUGGCUGCUGCUGGAGAGGUGCUGCUGGAGGUCAAGGACCUGGAGGCGAAAGUUGCAGCCACGGGCCAGCAGAUAUUGAAGGGGGUGUCGCUGGUGGUGAAGCAGGGCGAGGUGCACGCAGUCAUGGGAAAAAACGGGUCGGGCAAGAGCACGCUGUCAAAGGUCCUGGUGGGCCACCCUGACUAUGAGGUGACCGGCGGCAGUGCGGCGUACAAGGGCCAGGACCUAUUUGAGCUGGAACCGGAGCGGCGGUCGCACAUGGGCCUCUUCCUCAGCUUCCAGAGCCCCGUGGAGAUCCCGGGCGUGAGCAACAUCGACUUUCUGCGGAUAGCCACCAAUGCUCGGCGCAGCGCGAAUGGGGAGCCUGAGCUGGACCCGCUCGAGUUCUAUGCCCAUGUCAUGCCCAAGCUGGAGUCGCUCAACAUGGACCCCGCCUUCCUCAACCGCAACGUCAACGAGGGCUUCUCAGGUGGCGAGAAGAAGCGAAAUGAGAUUCUGCAGUUGGCCUGCCUUGAGGCAGACAUGGCGAUCCUGGAUGAGAUCGAUUCUGGCCUGGACAUUGACGCGCUGCGGGAUGUCUCCAAGGCGGUAAAUGGGCUGAAGGCGCAGCGACCAGACAUGGGCAUCCUGAUGGUCACGCACUACAAGCGGCUACUGGACUACAUCCGGCCCGAUCAAGUCCACAUCAUGCAGGAUGGGCGCAUUGUGACCACCGGCGACAUGGGGCUGGUGGACAAGCUGGAGCUCGAAGGCUACUCUGUCUUGCGCUCGUAGUGUUCACUCUCGUGCUUGUCGUUUGAGCCGAGGACAUAUGUGUUUUUCUGCUGAAGAAGUAUGAAUGGAGAGAAAGACUAA
Chlorella variabilis is the source of this 941-nucleotide messenger RNA. RefSeq lists its product as hypothetical. The transcript is spliced from 7 exons. Bases 210 to 860 code for a protein of 216 amino acids. Lineage: Eukaryota; Viridiplantae; Chlorophyta; Trebouxiophyceae; Chlorellales; Chlorellaceae. The record is from RefSeq and is a predicted model, not a curated record. Gene Ontology annotation, molecular function: ATP binding; ATP hydrolysis activity.